UGCAAAAAUCAAAAACGGAAAAAAUAAAAGYCAUUACACCAUGACAGUGGAGCUUAAAGUUGUUGGAAUGAAGUACCUAUCUUUACGAAGAUGAAAACUAAUUUAUAAACCUUGACAAAAUGCUGACACUUCUACUGAAGUCAGCGAGCAACUUGAUAAAUGUUGACAUCGGGAUAAACAACAAGAGCGACCCUUAUGUUAAAGCAACAUUUAGAGGCGAGGAAAGAAAAACGAAACACAUCGAUAAUAAUCUCAAUCCAGUUUGGACUGCAGAACACAAUAAUGUGUUGGAAUGGGACCUCGGACCGGAYCCCUUGGUGUUUAGUGAUGAACUACAUGUCAAAGUCAAGGAUUAUGAAAGAAUACUGCGAAAAAAAUUACUCGGACAAGUAACAAUUCCUAUAAAAGAUCUACUCAGAACCAAAGACUUCAMGAUCGAGCAAACAUACCCUCUCGUGGACAGCUACCACAAACGUCUAGUAAGUACUCUGUCGCUUAAGCUAGAGUAUAAGCCACCGAGACGAAUGUUGUCAUAUAUGGCGGAUGAAAUUGAUGCAGGCGAUGAGCAGGAACUAGUCGAAGGUGAAGAAGUCAGAGACGAAGAAGGGAAGGUGGUAUCUACDAAAAGUGGGAAACCAUCGGCGUCYAGAUUCAGUAUCCGACGAGAAUGGUCAACCAGGAAACGUACUUUUAAGAUAACGGUUAGAAUUCACGAGGGUCGACAAAUACCGGGUAUAAACAUCUCACCAGUAGCGCGUGUCACUAUCCAAAAAAACAAGAAAGAAACACGAGUCAAGAAGUCAACAAACAAUCCCGACUUUAACCAAACGUUUACGUUCAACUUCCAGCAUUGCUCUGAAGCUGAACUCUUUGAUGAACUAAUUGUUCUUGAGGUUUUCGAYUCAAGACAAAUACUUAGAAAUGCACUUAUUGGAUUCUUCGAGAGCGAUAUUGGUUUUAUUUAUGAAAAUCAAGACCAUUCAAUUGUCAGAAAAUGGGUUCUGCUCACUGGUGCAGGACUACGAGACGACGACGAUGAUGAUCUAAAGCAUGGUCUCAGUAAGUUUCUGCGAAGACGAGGACGUGAUGGRGGCAACGCGGGAUACCUGAAAGUAACUAUCACCGUGCAGGGGUCUGGUGAUGACAGACUGUCUAUGAAACAGCUGGAAGCACCGAUAGAUGAUGAAGACGACAUCGAAAAGAAUUGCCUGACGCCCGUUGGUGCCACACGAGAACCAGCCGAGUUCCAUCUCAAGGUCUUUAUGGCAGAAGAUUUACCUCAGAUGGAUGCAGGUUUCGUCGCAACAUUUCGUCGACUGUUCCUUCCUGGCAAUGAUAAACAAUGGGAUCCCAACCAGAAGAAAAAGCUCGUCGAUCCAUAUUUUGUCUUCAGUUUUAGUGGUAAAGAGGUUAAAACAAAGACUUUGUACCGUACAAAUAACCCAUCAUUCAACCAGCUYCUUMGGCUACCAGUAAUGUAUCCAACAAUGAGUGAGCGAAUCAAGUUUCAACUUUUUGACAAGGAUCGUGGACCGAAUGAGAAUGACAUCAUUGCYACAUCUUUUCUAUCAMUGUCACAAAUCUCAGGRWAUGAAUCAUCUGUAUUUUCGCCUCAUUUUGGUCCGUGUUUUAUCAACUUUUAUGGGUCUCCAAGAGAAUUCAGAUUUAUUAAUUCUGAGAACUAUGAGAAGCUGGACAAUGGAAUUGGAGAGGGCGUGGCAUAUCGUGGUCGUGCCCUGGUUGAGYUGACCCAAUCAUGGACGGUUGGUAACUCCCCAAACGUUCAUAACAUCCACGACGAAGAUGUAGUACGAGUGCAGCCAUUCUUAAGGCAAGACAAGUACAAGCUGUUUGCGUGCUUCAAAAACGCGGCRAUGAUCAGCAAGAACGACAAAGCCAUCGAAUUUGAAGUCAGCAUUGGUAAUUUUGGUAACAAACUCGACGAGACUGAAGUWGCUUGCAAUACUCCACCGACUAACCCUGUGUACGACGGUUCACAUUACCACUAUCUGCCAUGGCAUCACUACAAACCCUGCAUUUGCCUUAACUGCCACUGGGAGAAUAUAGCAUUUAGAAUCGACCCACUUAAYAUCAUCAAUAGAUUGUGUGAACAAUUGGAUGCCAUAGUCACAGGAGUUAAAUUAAACAUGGAAUCCGAUGAAGAAAAAGAAAAAGAAGGACCAAGACAAGAACAACCAGAAAACGAAGAAGAAAAGAAGACAUCAACAUUGAAAAUCGGUUUGCAGCAAAUAAUUCAAAAAUGCCGACAUGCUAAAAAUUACAUCAUAGUGCACAAAAAUAGACCACCUAUCAAUACCUUGGAUGUUACACUUGCUGUGAAUCGACAAGAGGAAAUUGAUAAAACCAUUCAAGAAGCACGAGAAUUGUUUCGAAAGCUUUCACACGCAACGGAAGAAAAUGUUGAUCUCAAGAAAAUAGUUCAGGACAUGGAGGAUUAUGUUUCGCGUUUGAAGAGUUUGGCGUAUGAGCCUCAGAUAAGUAUCCCGGAUGUAAUCAUUUGGAUGCUGUACGGCGGAAAUAGAAUUGCUUACCACAGGGUACCCAUUCAAGAUGUUAUGUAUUCACCAAAUAUAGACACACGAGGGAAAUAUUGUGGAACGACCAUGGAGCUUCUUAUGAAGUACCCUGGGAAUGCGAAGCUUGAURAUGAAUACCAGGAAGUGCCAGCCAUGGUUCGCGUUGAAUUGUGGGUAGGUCUUGAAGAGCAUCAGAARGAUUGGAUUCGCCGCGAAGCUCAGGAAGGGGUGUUCAAGAUUUAYGCUGAAACAUAUAAGAACGAAAUGAAGACUCCCAUUGUUGGAUGGACAAAUCACUUUUCAUUGCGCCCACAAUUCUCAAAUGCCAGCGGAGACGUCCCCCUAAACAUGAAAGACUUCGUCCUAGCAAAAGGAUGGGAGUUCAGAGGYGACGAAAAACCUCAUCUCGACAGGAGUUUGAUGUACGAGCAAGACUGGGCACUAAGUAAAUACACGGAGGAAAUCUGGGAACACCAGGGUAGGAAUCUCCUUGGUGGAGAGUGGAGCAAUGAUUCCCAAUGGAAAGAGGAGGAUGGCCAAGAAUCUGGGAGCCCUGAUGAUUUCCAGAUUCGUCCAGGAUGGAAAUGGACUGAUAAAUGGAGAGUAGACAGAAACAGAGCAGUAGAUGCUGAAGGGUGGGAAUACUGCAUAAGCGAAGGACUUGAUGGGAUUUAUGUCAAAGCUUCCAAGGCUUUGCACAUGACGCGAAGAAGACGGUGGGUUAGAACUAGGGAACUCGAAGACGCAUCAAGAAAGCGCACCCAUGAAAAGUUUAAGAAGCAAACCGAAGAAGGAUGGGAAUACGCUGCCACAUUUGACAGUAAAUUCCACAUCAACGAAAGAACCAGGGACUUGGUGAGACGAAAGCGACUGCUGAAAGAAAUUGUGCCUCAAUCAGGUAGAAAGAUCGAGAAUCUUGGUCUGCCACCAAGGCUUGCCAUUGACGUAAAAARGGCAAAACUGAAAAAGUCUAAAACAAAGCUGAAUGGAAAGGAAAGUCAAACGAGUCAGGAAGAUUCUGAAGAAAUGGAAAUGAGGGGAUGCCUAGCCGUAAAUCCGCGAAUGUUCAUCGUUUAUGAGMGACCCCACAAGUUUCAGCUGUGGGUGUACAUCUACCAAGGUCGUAGUUUACUUGCAAAGGACGACAGUGGUGAAAGUGAUCCUUACGUUCAAGUCGCUUUUUGUAAUCAAAGUCAGAGGACGGAAUGGAAACGCCAAACGUUAGCACCCAAGUGGGAYCAGAUGCUUAUUUUUCCACACGUGGAGUUGUUUGAAACAAUGGAGAACAUUAUACACUCUCCUCCUAAAAUUAACAUGGAAGUAUUCGAUAGAGAUCCUGUGGGUAAACAUGACUUCAUUGGCCGAUGUAUGGUGACGCCUGUCGUUCAAACCAAAGGAGGAAGUUCCGAGCCUCCUUCUUUGACAUGGAUAUCGCUARACAGCAGAGCAUCCAAUGCUGGACAAAUCCUCGCAACAGCCGAACUAUUCCUUGACGAGGGACAGCAGAUGCCUUCCCUACCUAAGCCAAGAGGGUCCGUCAAGUCUCACUACAUUUACCCUGUACGCAAAGGCGUUAGUCCUGAAUUACAAAGAGUCGCAGUWGAGAUUUUAUGCUGGGGCGUUCGAAAUUUGGAGCCUUACAACUUUCGCAACGUUGAUCAACCAAGUGUCAAGUUUGAAUGGGGAAAUAAAACUAUYUCUUCAGAAAAGUUARAAAAUGCAAAACAAAAUCCAAAUUUUUCAAAACCUGUUCUUGAGCGGGAAAUUCUGAUAAUUGAAAAGGGGCACUUCGCUCCAGCUAUGGAAAUACGAGUAUAUGACAACCGUAAGUUUAGCAUGAAACCCCCCCUKGUUGGAGUUGUGAYAGUCCCUUCAAUUGAGAUGUCGAAUCCAGCAACAUUAGACUUCUAUGAUGAGCCAGCUUCACCAUUUUCACCCUUUCCCACAACUCAACAACGCAGAAUUGAAGAGCACAAGAAGGGGAAAGAGCAAUUUGACUGGUGGUCUAAAUAUUACUACUCAGUGGAAACAAAGAGAUUAACAAAGCAAAUCAAGUGGGAUUCAAAGAUUUUGAGCAUGUUUUCAAAUGAAGACGACAAAACAAAAGACCAUCUUGCAAUCUACAGAGAAAGGAAGUAUGACUCCAUUGAGAUAUUUGAUAGAGAGCUCGAAAAAGUGGAGGAAUUUGAAGGACUCAAUGACUUUGUGAAAACGUUCAAACUGAAGCGAGGAAAGUGGAAAGGCGAAGACGAAGAUGAAGACGAUGUUGUGGGAGAGCUCAAGGCCAAUAUUCGUGUUUAUCCAGUUGAAAACGACAGCAAAGACCAUCUACCACCAGGAUUGUUUAGUAAUUUGAGUGAAGUCAACAUGAAAUGGCCAAUCAAGUGUGUCGUGCGCGUUUACGUCAUUUGUGCAUUCGACUUACAGGCACAUGAUGCGAAUACUGGAUUGGCGGACCCUUUCCUGUCUGUGACGGUUGGCAAUAAUACUCAAACAAGCAAGGAAGUGCAGCAUAAUACGCUGAACCCAAUUUUUGGAGARAUGUUUGAGUUCACUGCUUCUAUUCCUAUUGUAAAAGACCUUAAGAUUAAAGUWAUUGACCAAGAUGCGCUUCUUGAUGAGGACAUCGGUGAGACCACUAUCGAUCUCGAACAAAGACUGCUGUCCAGAUWCCACGCUUCCUGUGGGCUGCCAAAAUUAUACUACGUUGGUGGACCGUUUGCGUGGCGAGACUGUAAGACACCAAAAGACAUUCUAAAAGAGUAUUGUCAUGCAACGGGAUGCGAAAUGAAAUUCUAUCCACCAAARUCUACUAAACGUCCCCCAAACACCCUCGUACUGAAUCAGCCCAAGAACAGCACAGCAAAGCCGAUCGGUCCGUUUUACCUUGACMACAUAGAAAACUAUGACGAGACYAACAAAGAUCACGGAAGUCGCGAUCAGCAGCUCUCCCUUUAUGCUCUUCAUGGCCUGGGUCUAGUACCUGAACACGUGGAAACUAGAUUGUUGUACAGCUCGUUUCUGCCAGGAUUAGAACAGGGCAAGCUGCAGCUUUGGGUUGACAUUUUUCCUAAAUUACAAAAUGUUGAUAUUAAACCAGCCGUUGACAUCAAACCAAGGACACCGAUACCUUAUGUACUGCGUGUAAUCAUUUGGGACACAACAGAGGUUGAACUGCAAGAAACGUCAAUCACUGGAGAUCAAAUGAGCGACAUCUACGUAAAGGGGUGGAUAGAUGGUAUUGAUGAAAAACAAAGAACAGACUAUCACUAUAGAUCGCUUAAUGGUGAGGGAAACUUCAACUGGAGAAUGUGCUUCCCAAUUUCGAUUUUGCCUAUUGAGAAUCAGUUGGUUGUUUCCAAAAAGGAAAAGUUUCAUCACCUGCACAAAACAACACAAAAGCUUGAUCCGAAAUUGAAAAUACAGAUUUGGGACAAUGACAAAUUCUCUCCAGAUGAUUUCUUGGGGACACGAACGCUUGCACUGAACGAUCUACCAAAGCCUUGCAAAACCCCAAGAAAUUGCGCAAGCAAAGACGACCCCAGCAUAAGGCAAGAUCGCUCACGUGAUUACGUAGACUUCUUUCAUUGCGGACCGAAGUCUGUACGUGGAUGGUAUGCCUGCUGGAAGGAUGAAACGAAUAAAACAGAGAAGCCUGGGGGCAAGGUCGAUUUACAAAUUGAACUACUCACUGAAGCACAAGCCAAGGAUCAUCCAGCAGGACUUGGACGUAGUGAUCCAAAUCAACAUCCAUUCCUACCCGAACCAGAUCGUCCCAAGACCUCUUUUCUKUGGUUCGCAUCACCGUUCAAAACAAUGCGUUUCAUAGUGUGGAGACAUUAUAAGUGGUAUAUCAUUGGUUUUAUCAUCACGGUGCUACUUGUACUGUUGAUUCUGCUGUUUGUAUACAACGUCCCUGGAUACAGCGUAAAGAAACUGUUUGGAGCUUGAUGAGACAGAUUUUCAUAUUUAUAUCCCUCUAGCGAGAAAAUACUCUAUUUAUUCAAAUAGCAAAACCGAAUAGAAUUAACAAUGUGAAGAAAAUUUUAAGUUUUAACUCUAGUGAAGCCAUCAAAGUUUGAUAAAGUUAGAAUUAAAACAAGGUCUUCUAUAUAGUAUAAAGUUGCACCAACUCUGUGAGAAAUGAAAAACAAAAUGGGUUGUUAAAUUUGUAACAAAUAAAAUUAUAAUUGCAAAUAAAAAAGUUAUUUUUUCUGAA
Messenger RNA from Exaiptasia diaphana, 6756 nucleotides. RefSeq names its product myoferlin. Bases 120 to 6488 code for a protein of 2122 amino acids. The transcript has 58 exons. Gene Ontology annotation, biological process: membrane fusion; plasma membrane organization. NCBI's taxonomy places the organism in Eukaryota, Metazoa, Cnidaria, Anthozoa, Actiniaria, Aiptasiidae. Gene Ontology annotation, cellular component: membrane. The record is from RefSeq and is a predicted model, not a curated record.